UGAUGAUGAUGAUGAUGAUGAUGAUCAGAAUUAAGACUUUUACAGUGCAGUUCGUAGACAGUGUCUCUCUCUCUUUAGUGAGUGUAUAAAAAUUCCAGCAUGGCAGUUGUUCUAAACAGGGUAACUGUACUACCAUGAAUGGGGAUGAAGAAAAGCUGUAACAGCAGUGUGAAAUAUACAUAUUAAAUUAUGAUACAAAUAUGGUUCACCGGAUGAAUGGCAGCCAUGGAUAUGGAGACCACUAUCUGGAUAAAGGAAGAGAGGAUAGAUGACAUGCCCAAUUUGCCAGGCUCCAUGUUUCCUGAAGACCUAUUAAAAAUUGGAGAGCCCAGUCUUCAUGUAAAGAAAGAUCCAGGGCUGGAACUACAUAUGGGUGGCCGUGACUGUCACCAUGAUUUUGUUGAAGGUCCAUUGGGGCUCUCUUGCUCAACAGAUUUUACCAAGGAAGAUCCUGAAUUAAAUUUGGAAGCGGAUGGAACUGAGAAUAUAGUGGCAACCUCAACAAGAUAUGAAUCCAAUAGUAGAAGGCUGAUUCAAAAUAAUAGCGAGAGUUGUGGCAUUUCAUUUGAAGAAACUGUAAAUCAAGAAGUGGUGUACAAUGAGCUGGAGGUGGGUGCAGAGAAGUCCCCAGAUUUCACUAUGGUUGGACCUCAUACACAUGGAUUGACCUCAGUAAAAGAUAGCCUAUUCAGCAUCAUUCUAAAAUGUAGUUUAAGGAAAAAGGAUUUUGAUACAUUUUGCUGUAGUUUUUGCCUACAGAGCUUUCCUUCAAAAUACAAACUCAUAAUGCAUGUCUUUAUCCACAUUGAUGGUGUACAGCCACCUACAUAUGUUUGUAAGUCAUGUGGUGAGGUUUUUCCCAGUCACGUCACCUUAAACAAACAUUUGAAAAUGAGUGAGAAUGACAAAGCUUUAUCUCCUGACAAUAACAAGAAAUUUGACAGCAGCGAUGACUACAGAAACAACUUCUUCGAAGGUGAUAAAGAAGUGUCUGUCACUAAACAGAUGGAGAAGCAACCUUCAUCCAAGGAAACUUGUAAAAUUUCCAAGAAAUCCUUUAAUGAUAUAUAUGGCAGACAUACAACAUCUAUUACACACAGUGCUGAGGAACAAGAUAGAUAUGAUGAUUAUGGAACUACCUCUGCAAUGGGUAAUGUUGUUGACCACACUGCACUACUUACAACAAAGACGCAACCCAAAUGUGGUGUUUGCGGCAAGUCUUUUACUCAGUCGGGUCAUCUCAAGAGACAUUCUUUGGUUCACACUGGAACGAGACCACACAAAUGUGAUAUUUGUGGCAAUUCUUUUAAUCGUUUACAUAAUCUCAAGAGACAUGCUUUGACACACACUGGACUGAGGCCCCACAAAUGUGAUAUUUGUGACAAGUCCUUUACUCUGGUCUGUGAUCUGAAGCGACAUAUAUUAAUACACACUGAAAAGAGACCGCAUGCAUGUGGUGUUUGUGGCAAGUCUUUUGCUCAGUCGUGUGAUCUCAAGAGGCACAUAUUUAUUCACACUGGAUUGAGACCACAUAAAUGUGAUAUUUGUGGCAAAUCUUUUACUGAGCUGGGUCAUCUGAAGAAGCAUUUAUUAAUACACACCGGAACGAGACAACAUAAAUGUGAUAUUUGUGGUAAUUCUUUUACUGCCUUACAUGAUCUGAAGAGACACGCAAUGAUACACACUGGAAAGAGACCACACAUAUGUGACACAUGUGGCAAAUCUUUCUCUGUAGCGGGUAAUCUUAAGAAGCACAUAUUAAUACACACAGGACUGAGACCCCACAAAUGUCAUGUUUGUGGCAAAUUAUUUACUCAUCUGCAUAAUCUCAGGACACAUGCAUUGAUACACAAAGGUAUAAGACCUCAGAAAUGUUGUGUGUGUGGCAAAUCAUUUACUGAGUUGAGUACACUGAAGAAGCAUUUGUUAAUACACACUGGAGUUAGACCACAUAAAUGUGUUAUUUGUGGGAAAUCUUUUACCCAGUGGGGUCAUCUUAAGAGGCAUUCAUUGCUACAUACGGAUUAUAAACCACAUAUAUGUAACACUUGAUUGAAUUAAUUUUCUCUAGUCAAUGCUCUCAAGGGCUAAACAAUAAAGCAUGUAUAAUGAAGGGUACACACGUUUUAUUUGUUAUGUAAAAUUAUUAACAAGUGCCAGAAUUGUGAAGAAAUGCACAGAUGUGCGUUAGAGAGACAUCAAUAAUACGACAGUAGGACUAACCCGUCUCAGCAAUUUAACGUUUCAGGAAAUUUCUGUACUAAAUACUACAGAUGAGUCACAGAAAUUGAAUUUUCUUUGUGAUUAAUGGUGCUAUGUUCCUGUCAGACAUAGACCAGAAGUUAGUAAUAUGUGAGGAAUAGUUCACCUAUGGCAGUAAUCAUAUUGUGUGAUGCAGUAUUCAGUCGGGAGAUAUGCUAUAGUAGGGUAGUGGUUGAUUAUUUUUCAAUAGGUAUUAUGAUUUAAAAAUUUUUGAAGCUGUCUGUAUGUAUUAGGCACAGAGACAGAAAAAAUUAUAAUAUCAAUGGCACAUCUGUCACCCAUACAAAUUAGUAGAACACUGGAGAAAGAUCACAGAAAUGAGAAUAGCAGUUAUUUUACUCCAGCAUGGUUUCUCAAUACUAGCACCUGAUAUACAGUUAUGCUG
Molecule: messenger RNA, 2647 nt
Organism: Schistocerca nitens (vagrant locust)
Lineage: Eukaryota; Metazoa; Arthropoda; Insecta; Orthoptera; Acrididae
Product: zinc finger protein 99-like
Exons: 6
Coding region: 217-2052 (611 amino acids)
Biological process (GO): regulation of transcription by RNA polymerase II
Molecular function (GO): DNA-binding transcription factor activity; RNA polymerase II cis-regulatory region sequence-specific DNA binding
Source: RefSeq, a predicted model, not a curated record